AUGCUUACGACGACUCCCAAUGGAAUCACUGAUCUUCACUUUGCUGAUGCUUUGUUCAUGUCUUUCAGCGCUAUGACGGGAACUGGGCUGAGCGUGCAAAGCACUCUGUUUGCCCUUCUCAUUCUCGGCCAUGCUUUUCCUAUUUUCGGGACGAUCAUUUUAUUACGUGCCUCCACUCUCCGGUCAGCUCAGAAACUCACCUCAAGAAAUACUACGAAGAAGCAAGCAGAGUCACAGGUUUUGCAGAAAGACGGAGAAUUGAUGACCUGCUAUAGAAAGAGUGCUCUGUUUGAUAGCAUUUCAGUCGAAGCAAAAGCCGCCACUGAAAGGAUUGAGAUCCAAGGAGAUGUUUCACCUCAUGAUGAGCAUGAAGUGCCAUGGGAUAACUAUGGCCAAACCGUUGUCACAGUCUCGCAAAGUCCAAGGCGAGUCACUCACGUCACCGUCGAUAAUGACGAGGAUCUCGGAAGUCGUAAGAUUCUUUUCAUGAGCUUCAAAUCGUGGUCAAAGCGCGUGGUGCAACGAACAGCCAGCCACCUGUCCUGCAUAUUCGCUAUCAACUGCAACGAACCUGGUGUGGAGCAAUAUAUGGCACUGGCUCUGAUAGCAGUGCUUAUAAUACUCUAUUUCAUCGGCUUCCUCAUCCUCGGCGUCGUGAGCAUCGGUCUUUGGUCAAAGUUCGUACGCUCAGACAUUCCGCGGAAUAAUGAAGCCUCCCCUUUUGGGCGGGCGCUUUUCUCGCUACAUCGGCGUUCUGUAACAACGGCAUGUCCCUGA
Penicillium argentinense is the source of this 777-nucleotide messenger RNA. RefSeq lists its product as uncharacterized. Bases 1 to 777 code for a protein of 258 amino acids. The record is from RefSeq and is a predicted model, not a curated record. Lineage: Eukaryota; Fungi; Ascomycota; Eurotiomycetes; Eurotiales; Aspergillaceae. The transcript has 3 exons.